AUGCAUCAUUCGUUUACCAUGGAGACAAUGUACAACGUGCUCAGCUUGGACUGGAUCGACGGAUGGACUUUCUUGGCAUGUCUGUGUGUUUUCCUGCUGCUGGCGGACGUUUUAAAGAACAGAGCGCCGGCGAACUUUCCCCCCGGACCGUGGGCUCCUCUGCCUUUCAUAGGCGACCUGCAUCGCGUCAGCCCCACCAGGAUGCACCUGCAGUUCACAGAGUUUGCAGAGAAAUAUGGAAAGGUUUUCAGCCUUAGCCUCUUUGGUGGAAGGAUUGUGGUCAUCAAUGGAUACAAACUUGUGAGAGAAGCCCUCGUCGAAAAAGGACAGGACUACACAGAUCGUCCCUUUAUACCACUAGUCCAAGACUUUGGAGGGAAUAAAGGUAUCGUGUUAUCAAAUGGUCAUCAAUGGAAGCAGCUGAGGAGAUUUACUCUUCAUACUCUCAGGAACUUUGGUCUGGGCAAGAAGAACCUGGAGCCUUCCAUCCUGCAGGAGUGCCAGUAUCUCACUGAGGCUCUUGCAACUCAGCAAGGAAAGCGUUUUGAUGUGCAGUCACUGAUAAACAAGGCUGUGUCCAACAUCAUCUGCUGCCUGGUGUUUGGGGAACGGUUUGAGUACUCUGACAAGCAGUAUCAGUGUAUUCUCCAGGACUUCAGUGAGCUAACGUACUUAGAGGGAAGUUUGGGGGCGCAGAUUUACAACACAAUGCCUGGGCUCAUGAAGUGGCUGCCUGGAACUCACCAGAGGAUGUUCGCUCUGGUACGGAACAUUUUCGACUAUGCCAAAAUCAAGAUUAAAGAGCACACAGAAAGCCUUGACCCCCUCUCACCGAGAGACUACAUCGACUCCUUCCUCAUAGAACUGGGAGAGAAUGAAGACAAAGAUUCCGCUUUUGAUUUAGAACAUUUGUGUUUUUGCACCAUUGACCUGUUUGGUGCGGGAACUGAAACUACAACAACUACUUUACACUGGGGACUGCUGUACAUGAUCCACUACCCUCACAUACAAGACAAAGUCCAUGCUGAGAUAGAUGCAGUGGUUGGGUCAUCCAGACAGCCCUCGAUUACUGACAGGGAAAACAUGCCCUACACUGAUGCAGUCAUCCAUGAGAUCCAGAGAUUGGGCGACAUCCUCCCCCUUAAUGUGGCUCGCAUGGCAAGCAAGGACACCACGCUCAACAAUUACACAAUCCCAAAGGGCACCAUGAUCUUGGCCACACUGCACUCAGUCCUUUAUGAUGAGACGUUCUGGGAAACGCCACACUCCUUCAACCCGCAACACUUUCUGGACCAGGAUGGUAACUUUAGGAAGAGAGAGGCCUUCCUUCCCUUUUCCGCAGGUAAGCGUGUGUGUCUUGGGGAACAGCUGGCCAGGAUGGAGUUAUUUCUCUUCUUUACCUCCCUCCUGCAGAGGUUUUCCUUCUCGCCAGCUGCUGGGGAGCCGCCCUGUCUGGAGUUCAAGUUGGGAGCCUUCCGCAGUCCCAAACCUUACCGUCUCUGUGCCGUACCACGAUAAAGUAUCAGGUUGACUUUUAUUGUCAUUUCAUCCUCAUAGAAAGUGCACGGCUGAACAAAAUGUAAUAUCUCAAGUGCAAAAAUAUCUGCAACAUAUAAACGAAACAUACGAUAUAAAGACAGAAGCUGUUUGCACACCCAUUUAUAAAAGCAGUAAAAACUAGCCAUGACUGGCCGAAUAAAUAAUACACACAAAGAAAUUCAGUUUAUAUUGUAAUAAGUCACUAAUGGUGCGUGUGUGCGUGCGUGCAUGCGUGUGUUUUAUUGGCAUAAUAGUAAAAUAGUGAUGAUAAAAAAGAGUACAGAUAGAAUAUUUGUAAUAGUAUGAUAACAUAUUUUAUUGUAUCAUAAUAAGAGAAUUCUAUAACUGUUUAUUUUUUUGUAUUUUUUGUAGUGGUAAAGUAUAGUAGUAUUGAUGAUAUAUGUUAUUUGUCUAUGGUCUGGGUUUUGGUAUAUGGACAAGAAGGCCUAACAAUGUGUAGCCAAUGUAAUUAUACAUAGUAUAAAUACAGAGCAGUAAUAGCUAGCAGAGUCUUUAGAUAUGAAUGUAAUAUGAUUGGCCUUUAAACACUAAAUAAUAAUUAAUAAACAAAUCUGUUUCUCAACACAGUGAAUUCAUUAUGCUUACAACAUUUUUUUAAACUAAUAAUUGGUUAUACUAUGUUUUCUUCCUUGAUAUCCAUUGCACGUUGUGUUCCUCAGACAUUAUAUGACCUGACGUUUAGCUCAUGCUUCUCAUUCAGACCUAUGUACUCACAUGGUGGUUUCAGUCUGAGGUUUUGCCAGGUGAGAAAGACACAGAAUACCAUGCCGCCAGUCUUAGUGCUGUUCAUCAGCCUGACCACGUGUGAUACCUGACGUUAAGAAUUUAGUUUGCACCUUUCUGUAAACUGGAUCAUUCUGUCAUGGAUCAGUCUGUCAGCUAUCUGUGGUGUAUCGAAGUGUCACCGAGAUUUUAAAUAAACUACUUUGGGUCUAAUUUUCA
This is a messenger RNA of Scophthalmus maximus (turbot), 2502 nucleotides long. Its product is annotated as cytochrome P450 2J2. The transcript has 9 exons. Gene Ontology annotation, biological process: xenobiotic metabolic process. Gene Ontology annotation, cellular component: intracellular membrane-bounded organelle; cytoplasm. Bases 1 to 1518 code for a protein of 505 amino acids. NCBI's taxonomy places the organism in Eukaryota, Metazoa, Chordata, Actinopteri, Pleuronectiformes, Scophthalmidae. Gene Ontology annotation, molecular function: iron ion binding; heme binding; oxidoreductase activity, acting on paired donors, with incorporation or reduction of molecular oxygen, reduced flavin or flavoprotein as one donor, and incorporation of one atom of oxygen. The record is from RefSeq and is a predicted model, not a curated record.